Planococcus citri (citrus mealybug) is the source of this 3099-nucleotide messenger RNA. RefSeq names its product leucine-rich repeat domain-containing protein hfw (gene hfw). Gene Ontology annotation, molecular function: transmembrane transporter binding; voltage-gated potassium channel activity; potassium channel activator activity. Gene Ontology annotation, cellular component: voltage-gated potassium channel complex. The record is from RefSeq and is a predicted model, not a curated record. Lineage: Eukaryota; Metazoa; Arthropoda; Insecta; Hemiptera; Pseudococcidae. The transcript has 10 exons. Bases 235 to 1725 code for a protein of 496 amino acids.
ACAUUUUUGCUAAAUUGCUGAUAAGCCUGUUGAAUUGAAGUGAAAAAAUCUAUGAUUUAUGGUAUUAAUUAGUUAUAAUUAGUUCAAUAAAAUGAAGGUUUAAGAAUUUUCCUCACCCUUUUGUUAUGUUUCAUCGUUCUCUUUUCUGAAAGUUUGAAAAUUGAUCGCACUGAAUAGAUUAAAAUAAUCACACGUCAAUCCACAACAACGAGAAUUCAUUCACUUCAUUUUGACAUGCAAGUAUCAUGGUCCUUUUGGCUGUUGAAUAUAUCGGUUAUUAUAGUGUUUCUACCCGUUUUCACGUAUUGCGACGAUCUCAAAUGUUUCAACGUACCUCCGGAAAAUUGUACUGAAGAAUUGAGAUUGAAGGAGAAAUGUAUAAAAACGUUUAGUGAUUCAGCUUCCAAACAAAUACACUGCUGUAACGUCACAAAUGAAAGUGAAAUAACAUCUUUUCUUAAAGAGCACGGAGGUUCAGACAAAAUUACGGGAUUUCAUCUGCGUUAUUCAAAUCUAACUCGUCUUCACCAAAAUGUUUUCAUCAGUUUGCAGCCUCAUCUAGUCUCGUUAUCCAUAACUGAAACUAGUAUUUUGCAGUGGCAAGGAACGUUCAACGAAAAUUGGCAGAUAAAUUGUUUCAAUUUUUCUCAUAACAUUCUGGGUAGCAAUAUUUCUUCGCAGUUUAUUGCAAAUUUAACCAAGUUGAAAAAUUUUGACAUAUCCAAUAGUAACAUAAGUGAAAUACCCGAACUUCCCGGGUUUAAUUCCAGUGAAUUCUUCCUAGACGUUUCAGGCAAUUUACACAUGGCAUGCGGCGGGUUAGUAAGAUUGACUACGGAUAAAAAAAAGACGAAAAAAUCGCUUACAUUUGUGAACAAAAAUGAAACCACAUGCGUACCUCCCGAUGCUCUUUCGGUUAAAAUCAAGUUGGAGGAUGUGGAAAGAGGUGUUUCUAGUACUUUCGAUAACUGUCCGGAAUUCAACAAUAGGAAAUGCGAAUGUUCUGUAGCUUCGUUGGAUCAAACUAAAAACGACAAGGAUGCAGUCGUAGAGGUUGAAAGACCUUAUUACGUGUAUCAAAGUUUAGUCAAUUGUUCAAAUUUAGGAAUGAAUUCAUUACCGACUACUCUUCCUCCUUAUACACGUAUACUCGAUGUUAGUAGCAACAGUAUAACAAGUCUUGAAGGGAUAGGAAACGAAACCUUCAGCAGUCUUACGGAAUUAUACGCUGAUAAUAAUCAAAUCAAAACGCUGAAGCAUCUUGAAGCAACUGACUUUUUGGGCAUGUUUCAACAGCUUACAGUACGAAAUAAUAGUAUCGAUCAAAUUCAAGAGUACUUAUUUUCAAAUGUUUUCGAUCGAAGUUCUGGUGGAGGAAAGCUUAUGCUAGCGAAGAAUUAUUUCAAAUGUGAUUGCACCACCGCUUCUAAAAUUAAGAUUUGGCUCAUGGCUAAUAGAAAAAAUGUGCCGGAUUUUGAUCAGAUUUACGCCAACUGCGAUAACUAUCAAGUCAAGGUGAUUGAUUUGAAUCCGAAAAAUCUUUGUGCAAAACCACAUACGUUUAAAGAUUACAUUCGCUAUAUAAUCGGAUUAGAAGUACUCAUGUUUGUUUUACUGAUCGGUAAAGUGUCGUAUGAUUAUUACGUUUUUAAAACAGCCGGAUACCUUCCUUGGCCAGCGUCUAAAAUGCCCAAAUUACCUUGCGAUUGGUGUUUUGAAACGUGAAACGAAUCUUCAUUGGCUUAUUAACGUUUACAGUUUUUCAUUUUGAGCUUCAGCUACCUUCACUUUGGCGUGAAAAGUUUUCUCACGAUGUUUUAUAAAUUUUACGUCUUUGAUGAUUCGACUUUUCAACUUUCAUUAGUUAAAAGGAAAUUUUUGCGUCCCAACUUUUGUGUAGAAUACUCUAUUACGUCAUUGAUUCGUUGUAUCCCUUUCGUUUUUAUACAUUAUUUUUUAUUCGAGGAAAUAAAUUUAACUGUGUGAAGACACUUCCGAACCGAAGUUUAUGAAGAAGAGAAAGAAUUUUCGAACAUAUCGUAAUUUAUCAAAGAGCAGUUAAAUCUGUUUGUAUGCCAUCUUUUGAAAUUUACAAGAUCUCGUUAUUUUAUUUUACUUUCAAGCUGUUAAAAUGUGCCAUUUCAUAUUUUAUUUUGAAAAAAAAAAUGUAAUAUAUAAAUCAAAUACUUAGUCUAUACUCUACAAAAAAUUUUAGGAAUAUGAAAAAUUUGGCUGGUGGGUCCAAUAAUAAUUGUCAAACUAGCGAUGAUGUAGAAAAAUGAAAGAACUGCGUCCCAUAAUUUUUGUUUGUAUCAGCACUAAAUUUUUGAACAGCCGAAUUUCCUGACUUGGGCUUUUAUAGGUUGGUUUUUGAAAUCACCUAUUAUUCUUUAUUCACAUUUUUUCCAUGUCUAUUGAAAUGAAACAUAACGUAGUUGAUUCCAAUUAUCAUAAAACAUUAAAAAUGCUCCAAGUACGAAAGUAAAAUGAACUGUUUCAAUUUUUUCAAAUUUACAGUAUAAAAAAUCAAGUCAAUUCCAAAGAAAACUUGUGAUGGGUUGAAAUUUUAUUCGCCUAAGAAACAAAAUUUUGAACUUAUGUACCUACUUUUAAUACUUAAUUUUUAUUGUUGUAAUUUUAAGAUUUAAUCAAGCUCAGCUAUUAUGCAUUUCAGUUAGUUCUAAGUAUUAUUAUUAUUUUUUUUAAUACCUUUACCUGAGUAAUGAGUAUACUUAUACUUGUACCAGUUGUACCUACCUAUUUAUAGUUACCAAAACUUUUUUAAUUAUAAUUUUACACCACCGUUUUAAAAAAAAAAGGAUAUAAUCUUACAUUGAAAAUCGAAUUCGCACAUGACAGAUUUUCGCGUGCCUAAAUUAUCUAAUCCUUAAGCGCAUACUCUGUUUUUAUAUAAAAUGUUAUUUUUAUACUUUUUUCUUUUACUUAUCGACAUUUUUUUUUGUUAUUUUUACGAGCAAGGUUUUUUCCAAUUUAUAGUUUUUGACGACAAUUCUGCACCGAUUGUUUUCUCGUGUGUUACUUUUAUCAUAUUUUUUAUGUAUUGUCCUGAAUGGAAAAUAUACCUACCUGUACCGAUUA